Amphibalanus amphitrite is the source of this 2181-nucleotide messenger RNA. RefSeq lists its product as uncharacterized. The transcript is spliced from 3 exons. Bases 1 to 999 code for a protein of 332 amino acids. Lineage: Eukaryota; Metazoa; Arthropoda; Thecostraca; Balanomorpha; Balanidae. The record is from RefSeq and is a predicted model, not a curated record. Gene Ontology annotation, molecular function: nucleic acid binding; zinc ion binding.
AUGGCGUCAGUGAGCCGGGUGCCCGAGUUUGAUGCGGCAGUGGAGUCGUUCGGCGCGUACAGCAGGCGUCUCGAACAGCACUUUGUCGCCAACAGCGUCGGUGAAGAUGAAGUCGAGAAGCGCCGCGCCAUACUGCUGAGCGCGGUUGGCGCCAGCACCUUCAGCCUCCUGGAGGACCUCAUAGCUCCAGCCGCAGUGGGAGACAAAACGUUCAAGGAGCUUGUGAAGAUAUUGGUCGACCACUUUGAACCGCAACAAUCUGCAAUUGUCUCCAGAUUUCGGUUUCACUCCUGCACUCGCGAUGCUGGAGAGUCAGUGUCGUCGUUUUCGGCGAGGCUCCGCAAGCUUGCGAAGCCCUGCAAGUUUCAGCCAGGCCAGCUGGACGAGAUGCUUCGUGACCGACUGGUUUGCGGUAUUCAGCAUGAGCGGCUGCAAUCACGUCUGCUGAGCGAGCCGCGGCUGACUCUGGACACGGCUCUGGAGAUCGCUCAGGCCCACGAGUCGGCAGCAGCCAGUGCAGCCGAGCUCAGCGGCCGCUCCGAGUCGUCUGCCGUCAUCGGACGAGUCGAUGGGACACCACGGAGGAUGGUGAACGACAGCCGACCAGCCCUGGUGAACGACAGCCGACCAGCCCUGGUGAACGACAGUCGGCGAGCACUGGUGAACGACAGCCGGCGAGCACUGGUGAACGACAAUCGGCGUCCCCUGGACACCGGCGGGGCUGCCUCCCGCGCUCCGCCGGCGCGGGGUGCCUGCAGCCGCUGUCUCAGCCGACGGCACGUCCCGGCGGCCUGCCCCUUCCGCUCGCAGAACUGUUAUGCGUGCGGAGCCGUGGGCCACACCAGAGCGGCCUGCCGGAGCCGCGCCGAGUCUCAGCGUGUCCGGCUGCUGGAGGAGGAGGAGCAGCCGGAGCCGUCCGUGACGCCUGGGACUUCUCAGAGUGGCGCGGCGCCCCACAAUGACGCGAUGGUUUGGGGUGCUAUCGUGGCGCUGAGGUGACCAUUUCGGUGGAUCCCGAUGUGAAGCCGAGAUUCUUCAAAGCUCGCACAGUCCCACUGGCAUUCCGCGAGCAGGUGGAUGCCGAGCUGGAGAAACAGAUCCAGCAAGGACUGUGGGAGCCGGUGGAGCACAUUGCAGGAUGGGAGAGUGAUCUGGAGGCAUCUGGAUCGGGUCCGGCCGCGCCGGACUAUGGCCGACGUACCGCCGCCGACCGCUGGACGGGCGCUGGACCUGGAUCGGACGCGGCGGGACCUGUUUGAUGCCGACGUACCGCCGAGGGCCGGACUGACGGCUCGGGCGGUGGCCCCGGCUGUUCCGGACGGGUCACCGUCGGUCCCGGCGGGCGGACCGCCGCCGGCGCCGCGAUACAAUCUGCGUCCGCGAGAGACGUUACGGCGGCCGGACCGGCUGUUGUGUGAGUGAAGUGUGUGAGCUCUCCGUGCCUGAUAUCGUUAAAAGUGACCAGAGUUUUGUUGUUACGUUAGUUGUGAUUAUGUUAUAUUGCGGGGUGGAGGGAUGUCAUAACCGGCUCUCGCCUCUACCGGCGGCCUCCCUCCCUCUCUCCCUCGCAUACUGGUCACCCCUCUCGUCCCAGUGGACUCGCCCGGUGCCUCGGGCAGUAUCUGUGACACGACCUCGGGUGAGCGGCCGGGAAGCAAUACAGUUUUGAACGGGACGCCGUGCUGUCUACUUCACUAUUGUUGCCCGACACCACCAGUAAGAUAUCAUUUUUUUAUAAGAAAUGUCCACAGACAUCGAUAGACUCACCGUUUCUGGUAGAGAAGCUACCAAUCGCUGUACCCACUCGCCAACUGCGUACUCAGGCCCUGUUCGCUGUUUCAUUUGCACGCAUUGAAACGGUUCGUUCCUGCGCCUUUAACCGCAUACCAGAGGCAUGCAACGCUUUUCUUCUUUUCUUGAUGUGAACAGAGAUGUGGAUGUCUGGGAGAGCGGCGCAGUGGAAUUCAGAACUAGAGUGAAACGGCAUGUGAUGGGAGUCUGACAGAUGACGGUAUUCCUGUAACCAUUUCUGGCAGGUCCCGAGUCAAGAGAUUUUACUGUGUUGCGAUUGUUUUUUCUGUGUUGUGUCAUGUGUAUGGCUAUUUAUUGAAUUUUAUGAAAAGACUGCUCCUGUUACUGGGUAUCUGCCCGUUGGUGUUAAAUAAAAAUAAACAAUAACAA